Messenger RNA from Penaeus indicus, 1179 nucleotides. Its product is annotated as craniofacial development protein 2-like. The transcript has a single exon. Gene Ontology annotation, cellular component: nucleus. Lineage: Eukaryota; Metazoa; Arthropoda; Malacostraca; Decapoda; Penaeidae. Gene Ontology annotation, molecular function: catalytic activity. Gene Ontology annotation, biological process: chromatin remodeling. The record is from RefSeq and is a predicted model, not a curated record. The coding region runs from base 1 to 1179 and encodes 392 amino acids.
AUGAACAUUGAUAUCGCAGCACUGCAAGAGACGCGACUCUCCGAGAGCGGCAGCCUGAAGGAGAGCAACUACACGUUCUUCUGGCAGGGGCAAGAGCACCACCAGCGCCGACUCUAUGGCGUCGGUUUUGCUGUCCGGAACACCCUCCUAUCCACCAUAGAAGCGCCCUCUUCAGGCACACCACGUGUCCUCUCCCUUCGCCUCACCACCUCUUCUGGACCAACCAACAUUCUUAGCGUCUACGCCCCAACACUCAGCUCCGCAACCGAGGCUAAGGACCAGUUCUACGAGGAGCUCGAGGCAAAGAUCAGGCUGAUUCCCAAGAAGGAGCAUCUAUUCCUACUUGGAGACUUCAACGCCCGUGUGGGAGCCGACCACAAUUCCUGGCCUCGCUGCAUCGGCCAUUUUGGCGUCGGCAAGCUCAACGAAAAUGGCCAGCGCCUCCUUGAGCUGUGCUCCUUCCAUGACCUCUGUCUCACCAACACCUUCUUCCCCACCAAGCCCCACCACAGGAUGUCCUGGAAACACCCAAGGUCUCAUCACUGGCACCAGUUGGACUUUGUCGCCACCAGAAGAUCCUUGCUGAAUCAAGUGCUGGUCACACGCAGCUACCACAGUGCUGACUGCGACACCGACCACUCCCUCGUCGCAAGCAAGGUGCACCUCCUUCCCAGACGUGCCCACCACUCCAAGCAGAAGCCCCGACCCUGUAUAAACAUAGCCAGAACAAACAAACCUGAACUGCAGGAACACUUCACCAUAGCCAUCGACGAAGCCCUGGAGGGCUGCCCAACCGACAGCGCAACUGAACGGUGGAACCAUAUACGCGAGGCUGUGUUCCAGACUGCCCUGGACACCUUUGGUAGAAGAGAGAGGAAGAGCACUGACUGGUUUGAGGCAGGAGUCGCUAAACUGGAGCCCGCCAUCGCUGCUAAGCGAGCCGCCCUACUUGCUCACAAGAAAGACCCUUCCACAAAGACACUCGUAGCACUCCGUGCUGCUCGAAGUGACACACAGAAGAUCACCAGGCGCUGUGCCAAUGAUUAUUGGUUAAAUCUCUGCCACAAUAUCCAACUCUCUGCAGACCUAGGCAACAUGCGAGGGAUGUACGAGGGCAUGAAGAAGGUUUUUUGUCCCAAGUCCCGUCAAAACAGCCCCACUCAAAACAGCCGAGGGUGA